UUCCUCUGACUUACAGCACAAAGCUGAGCUGUGAGCAGCCGAACUAACAACUAACCACUUCCUUUUCUCUGCGCCUCCUCCACAAAUACAUCGAGGUGUUGAACUUGCAGUCGUUCUUUCUCUGUCUGAUGGUCAUCAUGUUCCACCUGAACCAAGCAGCUCUUCUCUCCAUCACACUGUUCACGAUGGUCCAAGUCUCUGCAGAUAGUAAUGCAGUUGAGCAGAGGAAUAUAUCGGUGUACAGAGGAGAGUCCGUCACCUUCACCUGCAACGUGUCCAAGACAAAAGUAUCGCAAAUCCGGUGGACCAAAGGCGGAUCGUCUUUUGUGUUUGAAGUCUCAUUAAAUCAGACCUUUUCAAAUUUCACAUCACACCGACUGACAAUAGACACAAACUUCCCCUCAAAGAUGAAUAUUUCAAACGUUCAGCAUAACGAUUCAGAAAUCUACAGAUGUACUUUAUAUGACGAGAAAGGUACGAGGAGUAUUGAGUGGAAUGUAACGGUGUCUGAGGAACAUGAAGAAUUCAGUUAUUUGUGGUUAUAUAUCACAACUGCAACUGGAUCUCUUCUUAGUUUCUUCAUCACAGCUGUUUGUCUCUACAGAAAAAUCAGAGCCAGAAAAUCAAACCAGAGUCACGACCAGUUUCCUCUCCACUCAGCAGGAGAGGUCAGAAGAACUUUGUCGUCCUCUUUCCUUUCCUGUCUCUGCUACGGCGUUGAACUUACAUUCUUCACUUCCUUCCUCCUUAGACGACCCUCAAUCCACCGCAGGCCGGCACAGCCAGUGGAACCAACAACAAGCGGCGGAGUCAGUACACAGAGAGGCUCAAUUCAAUCUAUGGGCUCCACUGAGCUGACGACACAUUUCAAUGAGCGUUAAACAAGAGACAAGAAACCAAGAGCUUCAGAGGACGUCAAUCACACCGAUUCCUUUGUGCGUUAUUACAUUAAAACCAGUAGGUCACUUCAAGGACUGUGUUUCCACUUGUGUAUUUAUGCUUCUCUUUGUGUUUCCUAAUGUUCAUAAUGGUUUAUCUGUUGUGUGAUGUGUUGAAUGUUUCCAUGUUUGUGGUUUAUUGUUAAGGCAAAGAUGUGAGUUUAACAGGCUUCAGUUGGGGGUCGGUGCCCUCUAGUGUCUCAUGAGAGAAUUACACAAGGUCCUUUCAAACAAAGUGCAUCACAUUCAGAGACCUCAGCACAGGUUUAUCUCUGAUCAUUUCAGUGGCGUCUCUGAGUGUGUGUUGCUGAUAUGAUUUAUAGUCAUAGUAUGCGAGCACACUGAAGAGUAAACAGUGAGAUUGUUAGAAUGUCUUUGGUUUAAGCACUUUGUGACCAAGAGGUACAUUUAUGUAAAUAUUGUAUUCUUAUUCUUAUUUUUAUUUUAUUUUAAAAUUGGUCGGUUUUCCGGAAAGGCCAGCACAAGAAUUUCAAUACACAGGGUGUAAACGGUGUGUAAAUAACAAAAUCUUUGAAUCUUGAAUCUUUGAAGAGGAGACAUCUUGAGGUUAUCUGCAGAGAGAAAGUAUUUUAUGUAUUUGUGAGGUGACGUGUGGUUGUAAAAGUAUUUCAAAGUAAAAGCUGUGAACUCUGUUGGGGAAACACACA
This is a messenger RNA of Gasterosteus aculeatus aculeatus (three-spined stickleback), 1606 nucleotides long. The record is from RefSeq and is a predicted model, not a curated record. NCBI's taxonomy places the organism in Eukaryota, Metazoa, Chordata, Actinopteri, Perciformes, Gasterosteidae.